Molecule: messenger RNA, 1116 nt
Organism: Penicillium mononematosum
Lineage: Eukaryota; Fungi; Ascomycota; Eurotiomycetes; Eurotiales; Aspergillaceae
Product: sialidase family protein
Exons: 4
Coding region: 1-1116 (371 amino acids)
Source: RefSeq, a predicted model, not a curated record
AUGAGGCUUUCACAGGUUCUUGCUUUUGCUGCAGCUGCGGCUGCGGCGACAAUUCCGCGCUCUAAGCAGUCUUCUCCUACCUCGCUCACAAAUGUGACUAUCUUCUCACCACCUUCCGACUAUAUCGUUCCACGGACACUUUACCCACGUAACGAGCAGCUUCCUAAUGGUGACCUUCUUGCAACAUGGGAAAACUACUCUCCAGAGCCACCAGCGGUCUACUUCCCCAUCUACCGCUCCAAGGACCACGGAAAGACCUGGAACGAGAUCUCCAGGGUCCAUGACACUGUCAAUGGAUAUGGCUUGCGUUACCAGCCGUUCCUCUACUCCUUGCCCGAGCGCGUCGGCUCAUUUAAAAAGGGCACUCUACUCCUAGCCGGUAGUAGCAUUCCGACUGAUCUGUCGUCCACACACAUAGAUCUGUACGCCUCACAGGACGAUGGCGUGACUUGGGAGUUUGUUAGCCAUAUUGCCGCCGGAGGAGAGGCGCGGCCAAACAAUGGACUGACUCCUGUGUGGGAGCCAUUCCUACUCGCCAACAAGGGCAAGUUGAUUUGUUAUUACUCGGAUCAGCGGGAUAAUGCAACCUACGGACAGACAAUGGUCCACCAGGUCACAAAUGAUCUGAAGAACUGGGGACCUGUUGUCGAAGAUGUCACCUAUCCUACUUAUACCGACCGACCUGGCAUGCCAGUUGUGACCAAGCUCCCGAACGGUCAAUACUUCUACGUCUAUGAAUAUGGUUCCUUCUUCGGUACCGAAACCUACUCCUUCCCUCUGUACUACCGCUUGUCGUCCGACCCCGAGAAUAUCGCUUCCGCCCCGGGACAGCGUCUGGUUGUCUCCAGUGGUACUCAGCCAACAUCUUCGCCGUACGCUGUAUGGACACCAUACGGUGGUAAAAACGGCACCAUUAUCGUCAGCUCCGGUACACAGAGUACUUUGUUCAUUAACAAAGCUCUUGGCGAAGGAGAGUGGACAGAGAUCGCCUGUCCUGAAGGACAUGGCUACACACGGGCUCUACGGGUGUUGUCGGAGGACGGAGGUCGAUACCUGGUUGUGAACUCUGCUGGAGUGCUACUUGGCGAGAACAAUCGGGUCUCCGAUGCCAUAUGA